AGGAAAUUUAUUCAGUGGAUUUGGAUUUAUUUAGGAAAUAUUAAAAAAAACAUUUUAUGAAAAUAGAAAAAAGUAAAUCUUACACAAUGACAUAAUGGCAAUAGUUAUGUUUUACAUUUGGUUGUCCGCCACUAUGAAAUAUUUUGUUGCGUCUUUUUACUUUUUGUUUGACAAGAUUUCUAGUCUUUUUGAAUCAAGCGAACCUGAAUUAUAAAACUCUAAGUUUUAAACUUACAACACAUCUGAAUACAUUAAAUUCUUAAGCAUAUUUCUGUGAUAUUAUUUUUCCCAAAGUGGACUAUCUGUGACAAAAUGGCGAGUAUCAACCGAGACUUACGGGAGGCACUCCUCUCAAAAACUCAAAAACGAAAAUUCCGUGUUCAGAUGUUGGAUGCGUCACAAAAACAACUUAGGGAGGGAAUAGAGAACAAACUUCAUAUAAAACAACACGCGAAAUCCAUCUACAAGGAAACAAGAAAAUGUUGUCCACAAGUGGAAUGUUCCAGGACUUGUGCCAGCAAAUCAAUGCACGAGAUGUUCCCCUUUAUCCGAAUAAUGCGCCGGUAUAGCAUCAAGCGGAACCUCUUAGCAGACGUCGUCGCAGGACUUACAGUAGGAAUCAUGCAUAUACCACAAGGAAUGGCAUAUGGUUUCUUAUCACAGCUACCGCCAAUUUACGGCCUUUACACCUCCUUCUUUCCCGUACUCCUGUAUUUCUUCUUCGGCUCUUCCAGACAUGUAUCAAUUGGAACUUUUGCCGUGGUCAGUUUAAUGGUUGGUCAAGUUGUAAACAAGGGCUACCAAACGCACGUAGGAGCUAAAGUGCUCACCUCGGACAAUGCCUCGGUGACAACGUUACUUAGUACCAACACAACGCUAUCCCCUAAUCCACAAGUUGAACCGCUGGUACAAACAGACGGAUACGCCAACCCCAUCAAAUUGGGUCACGCCCUUUCCGUAACAUUCGUCGUCGGAUGUAUGCAGUUGUUGAUGGGUGUUAUGAGAUUGGGAUUUAUGGCCUCGUUUAUGUCGGAUCCGUUCAUCAGUGGAUUCACGACGGGCGCCGCCAUACACGUGUUCUCCAGUCAAAUCAAACACGUAUUUGGUGUUCAUGUCAACAAUCAUUAUGGACCUUUCGCUCUUGUAUAUUUUUACUCGGAGUUUGUCGUGAAUAUCGUGCACACAAACAUGGUGACCUUCACAGCGUCCUUGACCUGUAUGCUCAUGCUCGUUCUCAUCAAAGAAGGGAUCAACAACAACAAAUCUUGUAAACAACAUCUUCUCAUGCCGAUCCCAAUAGAACUUAUCGUGAUUUCAAUUAGUACUGUGGUUUCUUAUUACACGAAACUUGGACAGGACUUUGGUGUAGAAGUGGUUGGCGAAAUUCCCUCCGGACUUCCAGAACCGUCCAUAUCCAACUUGCAGUAUAUACCGGAAGUACUUGGGGACGGUCUAACCAUUGGUUUUAUAGCAUAUGCAAUUAGUUAUUCCAUGGCAAAGAUUCUAGCUGACAGACAUGGCUAUCGUGUCAACGCAAAUCAGGAAUUGGUUGGAUUAGGAGUGUGUAAUUUCGUCAGUUCGUUUUUCUCGUCCUAUUGUUGUGCCGCCUCUCUAUCUCGCAGCCUGGUCCAGGAUGCCGCGGGUGGAAAAACUCAGGUUGUUGGUUUGGUGUCCUCAAUGGUUGUCCUGGUUGUGCUUCUCUACAUAGGACCUUUGUUCGAAUCUCUGCCAGAGUGCAUACUUGCAAGUAUUGUUAUAGUAACGUUGAAAGGGAUGUUCCUCCAGUUCCUAGAACUUAAACGCUUAUGGAAGCUCUCAAAGAAAGACUUUGCUGUUUGGAUGGUGACCUUUAUAGCUGUUGUAAUUUUGGACGUUGCUCUUGGUUUGCUUAUCGGAAUUGUGUUUUCACUGUACUUUGUGCUUAGACACUCACAAAAACCUCAAAUGAGCCAGUUAGGUCAGUUACCAGGGACAGGUGCUUACAAAGAUCUCAAGACAACUAAACAGGUGCACGAGGUUCCAGGCAUGAAAAUUUUCCGGUUUGAGACUUCUUUGUAUUUCGCCAAUGCUGAACAUUUCCGUGAUAAACUAUAUGUGAAGACAGGAUUGAUACCCCGCAAACUGCUGAAACGUAAACGCAAAGCGAUGCACGAAACACUACAGAGGCGAAGGGAGGAGCUAGAACAAAUAGAGUAUGAGAAGAAAAGGCGGGAGGCCCGAAAGAUACGCCCAAGGAUAGAAAUAGUAACGCCACGCCCUGUUCAAGUUGAUGAAUAUGAAGAACAGAUCAAGAAGGCAACAGAGAAUAAAUUAAUCAUGGACAGAUUCGCGAAAGCUUGGCAGCCCCCUAUAAAGAUAUUGAUCUUAGACUUGUCUGUUGUCAACUAUGUUGAUACAGUAGCAGUAAAGCAACUGUCCACUAUUGUUAAAGACUACAAAGAAGUGGGGAUAAAAGUCUUAAUUGCAGGUUGCAAACCUGACGUUAGACUGAUGUUGCGGAAUGCUGAAUUUUAUAAAAAUAUUGACUAUACAUGUUUGUUCUUCACUGUACACGAGGCUGUAAUCAUUGGCCAGGAAGUUGUAGAUGCCGAAAUAAGGAAAAAUAUUCCUAAGAGAGAAGAUGUAAAAUUAAUGAUCGAACUGACAGUUGAUGAAGAGGAUAAAGAAAAGAGUGAUCAAGAAAUAUAUGAUGACGACGACGAUGAUGAAGAUGAUUCGAGUGGGAAACAACCGGAUGUUCAGUCGGAUGACGAUGAACAAUGGUACGAUACUUCACCAGACGACAUAGAAAUGCGCGCAAUAACACACGACUCAGUCGGAAUAGGACAUAGGGACUCGAGUGAAAAACAAGCAUAUGGUGUUUUAAACCGACAAGGCUCAAUAAUAAAAGAUGCAAAUUUUGAAAUGAUAUCACUGAAAGAAAGCAUAAAGUGAUUGCUGUAGACAUGCAAAACAUGUGCCUUGAAAAUGUUAUCGAGUGCAAAAAAGAUGCAGUUUAAAUCAGAGACGAUUAAAAUAUCGAACAUAUUUCCAGUGAUGAAAUCAAUUUCUGUCGUAAACUAAG
This is a messenger RNA of Mercenaria mercenaria, 3064 nucleotides long. Its product is annotated as solute carrier family 26 member 6-like. Bases 313 to 2934 code for a protein of 873 amino acids. The record is from RefSeq and is a predicted model, not a curated record. Gene Ontology annotation, cellular component: membrane. Gene Ontology annotation, biological process: transmembrane transport. The transcript has 17 exons. NCBI's taxonomy places the organism in Eukaryota, Metazoa, Mollusca, Bivalvia, Venerida, Veneridae. Gene Ontology annotation, molecular function: chloride transmembrane transporter activity; oxalate transmembrane transporter activity; bicarbonate transmembrane transporter activity.